CUAUUAUGCUAGGCGCUCUUUAUGCUAUAUUUAUACUUUAAAUAUAUUGGCCCCUAGCCACUUGCAUCUUUCUCGGAUACUCGAAGAUUCCCGCCUCUAAGCGAUGCUCUCUCCGGAGAAUGCUUACCGCCUCCGAGCGACACUCCCUCUCGGGAGUGUUUUUCGCCUUUGAGCGAUGCUCCCUUUGGGGAAUGCUUGUCGCCUCCGAGCGAUACACCCUCUGGGGAACGACUCACGCCUUCCGCCUCUUGGCAAGGCUCGAAAACCUCCUCCGAUCAAUGCUCCCUAGGAGCAACGCGCUUCCCAGGAAGUCAAGGAGCGACGCGCUUCUCAGGAAGCCGAGGGAGUAUUGCACUUCCCAAGAAGUGAAGGAGCAAUGCGCUUCCCAGGAAGCCGAAGGAGCAAGGCGCUUCCCAGGAAGCCGAGGAGCGAUGCGCUUGUCAGGAAGCCAAGGGAGCAACGCGCUUCCCAGAAAGCCGAGGAGCGACGCGCUUCCCAAGAAGCCGGGAGAGAUGCGCUUCCCAGGAAGAGAAGGAGCGAUGCUCUUUCUAGGAAGUCGAAGGUGCGAGGUGCUUCCAAGGAAGCCGAGGAGCGAUGCGCUUCUUAGGAAGCCGAGAGAGCAAUGCGCUUCCAGGAAGCCGAGGAGCAAUGCACUUCCCAGGAAGUCGAGGAGCGACGCACUUCCCAGGAAGCGAAGAAGCGAUGCGCUUCUAAGGAAGCCGAGGGAGCAAGUGCUUCCUAAGAAGCGAAGUAGCGAUGCGCUUCCCAGGAAGCCAAAGGCGCGAGGCGCUUCCCAGGAUGAUGAGGAGCGAUGCACUUCUCAGUAAGCGGAGGGAGCAAUGCGCUUCCCAAGAAGCGAAGGAGCGAUGCGUUUCGAGGAGGCCGAAGGAGCGAUGUGCUUCCCAAGAAGCGAAGGAGCAAUGAACUUCCCAGGAAGCGAAGGAGCAAUGCGCAUCCCAAAAAGCUGAAGGACUAAUGCGCUUCCUUGGGAACGAAGGAGUAAUGCGCUCGUCCGGAAGUGAAAGGAGAAGCGCACCCCGGGAAGCCGAAGAAGCACUAAGCUUUCCAGAAAGACUAAUGCGCUUCUCAAAAGGUGAAGUUCUAAGCUUCCUAGAAGAGAACAAUUGAUAUUACCUCACACGAGUAAGACAUUAACAAGAUACAUGACUUCCUAACAACAUGGACGCGACAUUGGUAAGACACGAAACAAGAGUAGUUCGAGUUAAAACUCUCAAGCCGUGGGGACCACCCUUCCUAGGUCGCAAUUAUGGUCUACUAGCGCUAACAACAAUGGACUAGCGAAGGAACUCUUAACGACUUGAGAGCUUUGGUUCAAGACAUCGAAAGCCAAGCAAGGGGCAAAGGAAAUGAUCACGCAACUCUCACAAUGGGCAAACUGCAUCGUCCGGAUUCGUAAGUAAGGCAAAUUAAUACACGAUUAACGCAUUA
Molecule: messenger RNA, 1449 nt
Organism: Linum trigynum
Lineage: Eukaryota; Viridiplantae; Streptophyta; Magnoliopsida; Malpighiales; Linaceae
Source: the annotation of a GenBank genome assembly